CUUGUCACCAUAGCAACGGUAUAAACCGGGAAGUGAGUGCAAAGAGAGGUUGUCCUUCAUUCAGUGUGCGCGUGUUUCUGUGUAUUCCUGUGCUAACUAUGGCCGCGAACGGUGAGCAAGUGGUGGAAUCCGGUGCUGAACAAGCUAAGAACACAACAGAACCCAUAAUGGUCACACAAAACAAAGAUGCAGAAAUUCUACCUGUGAGAGACCUUCCAUGUGCAAAUCCUGGUAACCCAAUCUUCUCAUGUAUGGAGAGGAUCAGAACUCCAAAGGAACUAGGAGAAUGGUACAGAGAAACCCCUGUGAAGCCCCAGAACCCCAUGUACAGAACAACCAAUGACACGUACGGUGGCAGGGUGCCCACAGUGGAGGACAUGCCACAGACUUUCCAUGCAAAGUCACAGAAAUUCUCUGAGCAUCUAGGGGUCUGUGGGAUGUACCGCAACCAUUCUCUCAACACUGCCUUGGACCAGAGUAAAGUCUGACACUGACGAUCAUCACCUGUAAAUAGCAUGGAAAGUUACUGUUGCUAUCUUCCAUCACCAGAUAUUGCACUCUUUGUGAAUAGCCAGAUGGUCGAAGAAUCAUUAUGUUGAGACGUGUUACGGCCUGAUUGUAAAACUGCAACAUAGUUGAAUCAAGGAGGUUGUUUUUUUAACCUCCUUGGUUUAAUAAAGCUUAUUCAAGACAUAUGAAUGUAUCAUUUUAAAGGGCUGUUUACCUCUAUUGUUAAUUUGAAGUAGGACUGCUUUGGUCAGAUGAUGUCAAAUAUUGUGCUUUCCUGGCCAAACACAAAUUAAAAGUUUAUGAUAUUGAUUUUAUGAGGUCUACUUAGUAAACGGUAUUUAUUUGGUACAUAAAGAUGCAGACUUAUGGAAAAUACAUCAAGUACAUGUAGUGUUCUAUAUCAUGUUGAUACAUUUGAAUGGUUUGGUUUGGUGUAGGUACAUGUACUGCAAAUGACCUGCUACACCUGUAGCUACAGAAAUACCAGCCUGGACCAAUACAUGAAGAUUAAGAACAUUGAGUUCCAAGGUGUUCUGUAAUAGAACAAUUGUCCUACUCAUUAUGUAUCUUUAAUGAUAAUCUUCAUUUUUGCAGCACUGUAUUAAAUGCAUCAUGAAAUUAUAAGUGUACCACACUGGGAA
Branchiostoma floridae (Florida lancelet) is the source of this 1151-nucleotide messenger RNA. RefSeq lists its product as uncharacterized. Gene Ontology annotation, cellular component: axonemal microtubule. The transcript has 4 exons. Gene Ontology annotation, biological process: axoneme assembly. The coding region runs from base 99 to 488 and encodes 129 amino acids. The record is from RefSeq and is a predicted model, not a curated record. Lineage: Eukaryota; Metazoa; Chordata; Leptocardii; Amphioxiformes; Branchiostomatidae.